This is a messenger RNA of Syzygium oleosum, 942 nucleotides long. Its product is annotated as metalloendoproteinase 1-like. NCBI's taxonomy places the organism in Eukaryota, Viridiplantae, Streptophyta, Magnoliopsida, Myrtales, Myrtaceae. Gene Ontology annotation, biological process: collagen catabolic process; proteolysis; extracellular matrix organization. The record is from RefSeq and is a predicted model, not a curated record. The transcript has a single exon. The coding region runs from base 1 to 942 and encodes 313 amino acids. Gene Ontology annotation, molecular function: metalloendopeptidase activity; zinc ion binding. Gene Ontology annotation, cellular component: extracellular matrix.
AUGGCUCCUAAAAUGUUCUGUUCUUUUGUGUCCCUUCUCGUUGUCGUUCUAGCGAUUCAUCAACCCUUCACCGCUCACUCGAGAAGCCCGAAAUCUACCGAUCCAAGCCUCACUUCCUUCCAGAGUUUGGAGGGGGCUCUCAAGGGCCAGACCAAGCAAGGCAUCAAAGACGUCAAGCGUUACCUCAAAGCUUUCGGAUACUUGGACCACGGAGAGGAUGGGAACGACGUCGCCCUCAUGGACGACAGGUUUGACGAGACUUUGGAGUCAGCGCUCAAAUCUUACCAGAAAUUCUACCAUCUUAAAGUCACCGGAAAGCUUGAUGUCGACACCGUGAAGCAGAUGAGCGCCCCGAGAUGCGGGGUGCCCGACUUGGUCCAUCCUCGGCACGCAGGAAGGAAUGCCACUAAGCCUAGCAAGUUCCGCAUGGUAGCGCACUAUAACUUCUUUCCCAACAUGCCUAAGUGGCCGCCUUCCCAAACCCAUCUCAAUUACGCUUUCGGCCCGGUCCCCGGGGCCAUCCCACUGGAGGAGUUGAGAGGAGUCUGCUCGAGAGCUUUCCAGAGGUGGGCUGAUGUUACCAUGUUCACUUUCUCAGAAACUUCGACGGGCGAGUCGACCGACAUCGUCAUAGGCUUCUACAACGGCGAUCAUGGUGAUGGUAUUCCUUUCGACGGGCCCGGCAAUGUUCUUGCCCAUUCAUUUUCCCCGACCGACGGUAGGUUCCACUAUGACGCGGAUGAGCAAUGGAGCACUAACCCGAGCUCAACCCAAUUCGACUUGGAAUCGGUGGCCUUGCAUGAAAUAGGACACCUCCUAGGGCUUGCCCACACCCCCGAUCAGAACGCCGUUAUGUAUGCCAUAACGAAUCCUGGUGCUCUCAAAAGGGAUCUUCGACAAGACGACAUCGAUGGCAUACAUGCUUUGUACGCUGGGCAAUAG